Messenger RNA from Colossoma macropomum (tambaqui), 1567 nucleotides. Its product is annotated as protein FAM133-like. Bases 110 to 1426 code for a protein of 438 amino acids. The transcript has 16 exons. The record is from RefSeq and is a predicted model, not a curated record. Lineage: Eukaryota; Metazoa; Chordata; Actinopteri; Characiformes; Serrasalmidae. Gene Ontology annotation, cellular component: nucleoplasm; nucleolus.
GCCCCACCCAUCUGCCAGGGCAGAGAGCAGCUUCUUCCCUGUCAGACUUCCAUUCGGCCAGUCUGCCCUGAGGGUCAGGGCAGCAAAAAGAGGGAGAACUUCAAACCCAAUGGAGUCCAGGCAGCUUGCAGCUGCUUGGUCGAUACACAGUGGCGGAGCAGAAGAGGAAGGGGCCGUGGCCUCUUACACCCCACCCACAUCACCCGGGAGAGUGCGUGCGACUGAGGAAACAGGAUGUGGUCCUCUAGUCUCCAUUACCAAACAUGAAAAGGGUGACCAUUGGUCAUGCGACAGCUCUGCUUCUUCCUCCGAGAGUGAGGACGAGGACAGUAAAGCCAGAAGGAAGAAAAAGAAGAAGCUGAAAAAGAAGAAGAGCAAGAGGUUCCGGUCAUCCUCCGCUUCCAGUAGCUCCUCAGACAGCGACAGCAGUGAGGAUGAAAGAAAAAGAAGGAAAAGGAAAGAGAAGGGCGUGACGACAAUCAUACCUGAAUCAGGCCUGGUGCUGGAAAUAGUGUUAACACCACUGAAGGAGCAGAACGAUGAGCUGGAGAGGAAGAAAGCAAGAAAAGACAGUGCUAGAUCUAUUUUGCUCUAUUUCAUCAAUGGUGCCAAUAACUCUGGGCCUGACUGUACAUCUUCAUCUCUUGCCCAGAAGAAGAAAAUGAAGAAGAAGGACAAGAAAAAGCGAAAGAAGAAGAAGAAGAAGAAGAACAAGAAGAAUAAGAAGAAUAAGAAGAAAAAUAAGAAAAAGAACAAGAAGAAGAAGGAUUCCAGCUCAUCUUCCUCAUCUGAUAGCUCUUCCUCGGACAGUGAAGAUGAGGAAAAGAAAAAGAAGAUGAAAAAGAAGGCCAAGAAGAAAAAGAAGGAUUCGUCCUUCGACAGUUCCAGCGAAGAUGAAAAGAGGAAGAAAAAGAAAAAGAAGGAGAAAAAGAGGAAGAAGAAAAACAAGAAGAAGCAAAGGAAGAAAGAUAAGAAAAAGUACUACAGCUCCAGCUCCAGUUCAUCCUCCUCUGAGAGCGAAGAAAAACAGUCAGUCAAGAGCAUUAAGAAAGAGAAUGGAGAAUGCUCACUUUGGGAUGAUGGUGCAGAGAAAAAGGAGGUGCGGACGGAGUUUGAGGAAGGGAAGACGGGUGAAGAGUGCUUGGCUGGUGCUUCAGAAUUCCCUGCAGAGGCGGAGCAGGACUGCAGGAGAUGUGAUGAUGAAGAAAGAAGAGAGGAAGCAAAGGAGAAGUUGAAGAAAAAGAAAAAGGAAUCUGCUUCAUCAUCAUCUUCCUCAUCUUUGGACAGUUCAUCUUCAGACAGCGAAGAUGACAAGAAAAAGAAGAAGAAGAAAAAGAAGAAAAAGAAAAAGAUGAAGAAGAAGAAGAAGGACUCCAGCUCAUCUUCAUCCUCCCGAAGACUCCUCAUCGUCUUCAGAGAGCGAUGACGAUGACAAAAAGAAAAAGAAGAAGAAGAAGAAGAAGAAGAAGAAAAAGAAGAAGAAGAAGGCAAAGAAGGAUUCCAGCUCAUCUUCAUCAGACUGUUCUUCAUCAGACAGUGAUGACGACAAGAGGAAGAAAAAGAAGAA